Stegodyphus dumicola is the source of this 2744-nucleotide messenger RNA. RefSeq names its product fibroblast growth factor receptor-like 1. The record is from RefSeq and is a predicted model, not a curated record. Lineage: Eukaryota; Metazoa; Arthropoda; Arachnida; Araneae; Eresidae.
UCCACGACUGCUACCUGAAGCUUAUGAUCUUGAAAGAGUUGUACCGGAAGGUACUAUGGUACAACUUCCGUGUCCAGUUGAAGCUGAUCCGGACACACUCUUCUUCGAAUGGUAUCGGGACCGUGAACCUCUAGAUGCGUUUGCGGACGAAAGGUACAGAAUUCAAGGAAAUGGUGUCCUCAAAAUCAAGUCAGUCGUACCAGAAGAUACAGGACUGUAUGUCUGUAGAGCUGUAAAUGGAUUUGGGAAGGCUGAUGUUAAUGUUACACUUAUUGUACUAGGAUCGCCAGAUGCUUUUCGAUCCGAACCCUCUGACGAUGAACAAAGUUUUAUCAUAGAGUCUGGUCGUAUGUUUGAAGAAAACCCAAGACUAGAAGAUGAAGGCCAUCCAGAACCAAAAGGCAAACCACGGUUUACUCAAGUUUCCAAGUUCACAAACUCUGUAGUGCAAAGGUUAGUUGGAUCAUCUGUUCAUCUCAAAUGCAUUGCCAAAGGAGAUCCUCGCCCACAAAUAUCAUGGUUGAAAAACGGGAAACCUUUACCAGAUUCAAACCUGCCGUCAAACAGUAGAGGAGGCCACUGGAUUCUCAACUUGCAGAAUCUGCAAGCUUCUGAUACUGGAAAUUAUACAUGCGUUGCACAAAAUGGUUUAGGUUCCGUCAGCACAAGUUUCGUUGUAAAAGUAAUUGAUCGAGUUCGAACUAAACCAGAAUUUAUAAAUGGAUACCCAUCAAACAUAACAGCAAAGGCUGGUGAUACUGUUUCACUUCAGUGCUUGCUGUCAAGUGACAUUCCUCCUCAUGUUCAAUGGCUGAAGCAGAUACCUUCGACGGGGGGUAAGUCUCCAGACCAAGCUUUCCAGGCUGUUAAACUUCUAGGCGAAUAUUAUCAUGUCCUGAAAUCCACAGAAGUUAUUGAAAGAAUGGAUGGUUCCUUUUUUAGCAAGCUGGUCUUCAAAUCGGUACGAGAAACUGACGAAGGAAAAUACAUUUGCUUGGGAGCUAAUGCCAUGGGAUUCAGGUCUCGAAGUGCCUUCCUUACAGUCCUCCCGAGAAUUUCUCCAAACAUGUAUAACCAAACUACUAUAGUUAUUCCUUUUCCGUUGCUUAUUGCUGUCGUAAUAUGUGGUGUUAUUAUCUUAGCUGGUCUUAUUGGACUUCUGCUAUUCUGUCGCAGUCGUCGAUACUCUUCUACAGCUUCAAGAGAAAUUUCCUCAGCAGCAACAAAUACGACCAGUAGCUCAUCAUCUAAGACCGGAAGCAGUGGUACAGCGGAGAUUAAACACUCGUACGCUGAAAUGAGAUGCCAUCCACCAAGAACUGGGAUUAAGGAUGAGCUAGGUGUGACAUCAUCAUCAAGGAUUUACAUAGCGCCCGGCCAGUUUCAUAGGACAGCCAUAUUAAUUUGAAACUUUGCAUUGUUCGAUGUUUGUAAACGUUAUUGAUGUUUGUCGUUCGUUAUAGAAAUCUGCCCUUUGUUAUGUUUCGUUCUUUACCAUGUGGUAAAGGGCAAUAAGCAAUCAAACUGAACGUACUUAACUUAACGCAAGCGUUAAGUAACUAAUGCUACAUCAGAUAGUUUUAAUGAGAAAUUUGAAGUACACAACUAGAUUUUUUAAACAUGUAAGGACUAUUGUGUGAAGAACUUCAAUAAUGACUUUAUAUUAUUUAUCAAUUUAUAUUUAUCAAAUCAUGAAGCACAAAAGACUUCGAAAAAGAUAUGAACUCUUUGCUUUGCAUCAGCAGUCUAGACAUCAUUUAUGAAUCGAAAGUAAAAGUGAACAAUCAUAAAGGUUUUCUGGUUACUUACUCGCUAUUUAUAAAGCUUCAACGUUUGUAAAACAUUCCAUCAAAAUUUGUAAGGUUGACAGCACGAUAUAAAUUCAGUUAAAGAACUUAAAAGAACUGACGCACGAACUGACUGCAAUUUUUAUAUGUACAUAAUGAAAGUAUAUAUAAAAAACAACACUUUUAGAUUAUAACAGUAAAUAUUGAUUGAAAAAAGGAUAGCUUUUCAAUAGUGUUGCAUAAGUAAAGUUUUGGGUUAAAAUUAUAAAGCAUAAGAUUAGUAGAAAACGAAUAAUAUUUCUAAUGUUAGAUUACUUGCAACAACACAAAUUUUAAUUUUCUCUUUCUUUCUUCUCCAGAUAAUUAAAGUAAAUUACUAGCUUAAAUUAAUUAGACAUUUUGAAACCCAUCCAAUAGCAAGAAACGAAUAAAUUAUGGGAUGAGCAACAGCUUGAAUAAUAUUUCUGUAAAGAAGAAGUAGAAAGUAAUUAUAGAUAUAUUAGUAAUUUAAAUAGACGUGUGAUUUAUCCUGAAUGUCUAAAUAGAUUCCAUUGUCUUAAAUAUGCAAAUAGAUGCAAAAUAUCUGAAGCUCCUUUGUUAGAAAUGAGACGUAAAUAAUUUUUGAUGGCUUGAAAAGAGGACACUGGGAUUAGGGGAUACUGCAAUUGUUUCCUUUUAGAUAGGUAGUCAUAAUGACAAUCGAUUUUCAUGAAGAAAGAUGCGAAUUCGAAAUAACUGAUAAUUCAGUUACGAUUCUGAAAGGCCAGAUGUUUCAUAUUAUACCAUAUCACUGUGAACUCUAUGUGCAAUGUUGUAUUUGUGAAUUUCAAAUGAAUUGUUAAUGAAAUCAUAUGGCUGUAGUUAUCGUUGGUAAUUUAAGAUGUUCCCAAAAUUUUACAUAAAAGUUUCUGUUCUGAAAGAAUAAAGAAGCAUAACGAGUUGAAAAAAUUACAUUGU